Messenger RNA from Gasterosteus aculeatus aculeatus (three-spined stickleback), 7495 nucleotides. It is a transcript of the gene tlcd3a, whose product is annotated as TLC domain containing 3A. Lineage: Eukaryota; Metazoa; Chordata; Actinopteri; Perciformes; Gasterosteidae. Gene Ontology annotation, cellular component: membrane; endoplasmic reticulum. Gene Ontology annotation, biological process: lipid homeostasis. The record is from RefSeq and is a predicted model, not a curated record.
CGCUCGCCUUUAGCCCGAAAGUGGUGCUGCUGCUGCUGAGCCUCGGCGGUGUGUGCGCGCGGAUGGUGGACUGUUCCCGGUGAAGAAGAAGAAGAAAAAGAAGAAGAAAAAAAAAAACACCGACAACCCUCCACCUCCUCCACCCCCCCUCCACCCCCCCUCAGCCACGCUUUAAAAUGCCUCAUCGCCGUGUGUAAACGGGCGAAACUUGGCGGCGGGGAGAGAGUCAGGACUCCGGGCGGGUUUGAAGGAAAAUACAGGCAGGAUGUUGCAAGUUUUAGCUUGUGGCGCCGUAGUUUUCCCCGGUCUCUUCUUCGCCUUCAGGAAAAUCCUGCCGUGUGUGUUCAAACACUGGAGCGAUGCCGACGUGGUGCUGGUCAGCGAGAGACUGGUGUCCUCCAUCCAUGCCGUCAUGGCAACCACGGUGGGAGUCAUCGUUGUGUCAUCAUGCCGGGAGAGCGUCAUUAACGCCAGGCACUGGCUGGCCACCUACUUCAUCGUCUGGUACGGCGUGCCCUACAUGACGUACGACAUCUUCGCCAUGUACCUCAGCCACUACCACCGCUUCCACGUCAAAGGGCACGAGAGCUACAAGCGGCAUUCGCUGAGGACCGUCAACUCCUUCGUCCGCCGCGAGUUCCUGCUGGUGUUGCAUCACAUCGCCCUGCUCACCAUCCUGCUGCCCGUCACGCUGUUCUUCAGAAGGGACCAGGGGGAUUUCUUCGUCGGCUGCUUGUUUCUAACGGAGCUCAGCACGCCCUUCGUCUCCCUGGGGAAGAUACUUAUUCAGCUCAGCCUCCAGGAAUGCUGGCUGCACAAGGCCAACGGCGGCAUGGUCCUCCUCACCUUCUUCCUGUUCCGCAUCGCCCUCUUCCCCUACAUGUACUGGGUGUACGGCCGCCACUACGGCAUCCCGCUCUACAGCGUGCCCUUCCACCUGCCGCUGUCCGCCAACCUGGGCAACACCUGCAUCCUGGGGCCGCAGGUCUACUGGUUCGUCCUCCUCUGCCGAAAGGGCUGGCGUCUCUACCGGCGCGGCCGGGCGCCGCCGGACUCUCCCCCCGCGCCCGCCGUCACGGACAAUGCGAAGGAGGAUUGAUAUCCGGGUUCACCUGUUUGGUUUUCUUCUUCUUCUUCUUUUGCCCGCUCACUCAGCUACUAACGCAACUACUUCUGCAGAAAGGCACUAGUUUUGACAUUUCGAAGCGGCGUCCCCCGGCCCCCCCCCCCCAAUCCCCUCCCCGUCAUUCUUCUGUAGUGUACCAGGACUGCCUGCUGUUCGCACACUUUAAAUCCUCUGUUACAAAAUCUGCUGCCUACGUGGACCUCACGCACCGAUACAGCCCUACUACUGACGUCUGAUGAUUUGCUUCUUCUUUUUGAGGGGGUGUCGGGGGGGGUCGGCUCUUGCCUGGAUCUUGUUGCUACACUGCAUCCGUUGACAUUUACCACACUGGAGAAGAGUUUUUUUUUUUUUUUUUUUUUUUUUGUGGCUUCACAUAGAGAGUUUUUAAAAAAGCGGCAGAAAGUGAAGAAGAGACGCGCCCCCCCGCCCUGCGCCCCCCCCACCACCACUCCUACCGUGUUUACAGCCUCCGCUGACUUGGUCUGUUACAGUGUUUGUGUGAGUGGCUGCUGCGAUAGGUUCUAUUUAUUGGUAUAAUAAUUUUGCUGUGAAAGGUUGGCUGGUUGCGGCUCACCGAUCAGGCCGACGGGGGGGGGGGCAGGGGCACGGGGGGCGGGGUUGCGGGCGGGACGCAAACAUACAUGUCUCCUCAUUCACCCGCUUUAAUGUGACGUCUCGCCUCUUAUCAUUUUAUUAGUAGUUCCCCACAGAGCAUCUUACAGUGGCAAAUCUGCAGCGACAGUCCCCGCCCCCCCCCCUACCCCCUCCCCCCUCUCUCUCCACUGCUUUUAAGUCAAUUGGCUCACUUAUUUUCCAGAGGGCCCCUCGCCGCCCCCCACAACCCCAUCCUAGCUCCCAAUGCAUGGUCACCCAACCCCCCCGCCCCCCCUCGGGUCAUGAUUUGGGGAAAACUUUCACUUACAUUUUAAGAAAAACUUUCAGGAAUUCCGUUCUGCAAUAAUCUCCGGUGUUGAAUGGCGCCUCCACCUCCGCCUCAGUGGAAACCAUUUUUCUUUUUUCAUGAUAUGCAUGGCAUUAAACAAGUCUGUGCUGGAUUCUAUUUUUUUUUUUUUUUUAGGUUGAUACUUCAAAGAUCUCAAGACCUCAAAUAACUAACCUUUAAAAAAAAGAAAAAAGAAUUGCCAGACUGCUCUCAAUGUCUAAAUAACAAUGUAAAGCGAUGAUGGGACAAGAUUAAAAAAGUAUUGUGUAUUUGGACUAACUCCCACUGGCAAGGAUUUUUAAUUUCUGCAAGGUUUCUAUCAUUUGCAUGCACGAAGAGUUGGGUCGUUAUUGGCUAGCGAGAGAUUCGUCUUUCGAAUCAGCAAUCUCCAUCUGACGCCGGAGCGUCGCCAUAGCAACGCUGCAAUGCUGGCAGAGCCGGCAGAGGCGCGGGGGGGGGGGGGGCGCAGUCUGAGGAUGACUCACGGUCAAAUGUUAAGGAUGCGGGGAGCGAUCGGCCACGAUAAACAACGACGCAUGAGUGAUAUCGGGAGCGACUAUUCCUGGGAGUAACUGUCGACCAUAGAUUUAUACACACUGUAUAUACCAAAUGUUUUUAGAGAUCUGCGUCAUGUUUUCGUUUCAUCACAGAAUCUAAAAUAGUUUUUAACCAUAAACCUCUAUCGCAAGCUCCUAAUUAGACCCGAGACCUUUUUAUUUUCUUUUUUUUUUUCAUGCAAUCUUUGGUGUUUCUGUAUUCAGUUGCAUGAAGACCUUAAUCUUCAAGGCAUAUUAGAGAAAAUCACAUGCUUCACUUUCAUAUCAAAUCAAAGAAUAAAUAGAAGGUAUUAUUUUCUUAAGAAUGCAGCAGGGUUGGUUUCAUGCACAACACUAAUGUUCAUUCAACUCUAAUAUUCUUGGUCAUUGAAGCUUUAUAGUAAACUAACUGAUUCAUGAGUGGGUUUAUGGCCUUUUUUUUAAAAAUGUCCUGCAAAUUCAAUCUAUGCAAGAAGAGGCCGCCGCGGUGCAUGUAUACAACACUAAUGUGUCAUUUGGGAUUUCUUUUUUUUUGGGACCAUACAUUUAUUUGUGCUGUACAUUUCUUCUGGGACUACACACUACAAAUCAUGGUCUCGUAUUGCAUUUCACUUUUUACGCUUGUCUCUUUAAAUCUUAAAUUUAACUUUAACUGAAGAAUGCUGAAGAAAAAAAAAAGUGUAUAAGAAACAAUUUUUGUAGCAUAAACCAACAAGACAAAUUGCUUGAGUUUACUUGGAUUGGAAAACGACUCGACGGAGCUCUCACCUUUUCCGGAAAAAAAGAUUGCAUGCAACUAAUAACCAUAUAGUUUGAAAGUCUGACGGCUUUACAAGUAUUGGUGUCCUGAUAACACGACUCUAUGGCGGCUAAUUACUUUAUUGAGGGACUAACGGCGUUACCUGUUAUCCGUAUCUCUGUUUGCUCUUUUAACUUUGGUUUCAAUUUGAAACCUUUUACUCACGGCACUCACUCGAAUGGUCUUCUGUCAUGACCACUUCAAAGCCAGCCUAUGUGAUGACCCCCCCCCCCCCCCUCCCUCCCCCAACCCCCCUCCUCCGGAUUCUGAAGUGUGGUGACACGAGCGCGGGCGAGAGAAAGGUCGCCUAACUGACUCAGUCAUGUCAGUUAGACGACGGUAUCGAUGUGUGCCGGUUUUGUGACGACGAGCUGUCACCACUUGAGAGUUUUACAUUUCGUAUUGAUUAACAUUAGUGUCAAGAAAGCCUAGUUUCUCCCCGGAGAAGCGCUGCCAUCAGCCCGACGCCUCCGCCUCUCGCACCCGACCCGUCUCUCCAGAUGUGCGGCGAUGCACAUCGAUGGCCCGGUGACCCCCCCCCCGAGGCUUAAUUGAGUGCCCGUUGUUUCCUCCCUUCCAUCCUCCUCCCAUCAUGCAGUGCUGCGUCUUUUUCCUUUCUCACUCACCUCGGCCUCUCGGCUCUGCAGCGACGGAGGGUUUCUGAGAGCACAGCGUUCCCUCCUCCCUCCUCUCUGCCGCCAUCUGUCGUCAGGAUUAUCCGAUUGUCCGCUCGGCGGUUUGCAGGCACCACCAGUUGGGAUUAGUGGGCCUCUGCAGGAGUUUCUUGUAAAAAAAAAAAAUCGCUCACGUCUCCCAUGUAGUCUGCUACAUGCAUCGUCAUUGUCCUGCCAUGACCUCACCCGCCACCAAAUACACGAACCAUCUGGAAUAUGCCGUUGUUUUAAUGCUUUAUUAUAAUCUAUUCUUGUUUUACCUCGUGUGGAAAAGCCAUUGCGACAGCUUUCGUACCAUCAUGACGCAAAACUAUUUGAGGCGUAGUUGCAGAUCUUCAAUUCCCUAAAGUCAAGCAUGUUGUGACACUUUUUGCUUUGCAGGGAAAAAAUGUCCAGUCUUUUAUUAUUUUUUUGCUAGUUCGUCUGACAUCCCAGCAGAAUUCACAGGAGAAUUAUGGUUGUGUCCGUCCGAUUUAACAUUGAUGUGUGGGAACUGUUUAAUAGACCAUUUGGAUGAGUAUGAAAUUGAGGUAUAAGAUUUUAUGGGUCUCUAAGCUAAGCUUUGAAUUCAUGGCAUAAAUAAAAUAGAGCAUUUGAUUUCUGCAACAAUUUCCUCGUUUUGGUCAUCAAAAUGUGUUUCAUGGAAACAGUUGAUUAUUUUAAUUGUGCCGUUCUUUGCGAUUAAGAAAUCAACAAUAUAUAUUCAGUAAGUACAUUAAGUUUGGACAAGUGACUUUGUCCAAAAUUUCACAUGUAAUUUCUAUACAAAAAUAACACCCAUAUCAUUUUAUGACACUUCCUUGCUGAUACCUGAUAUUUGAGAAGAAUAAAAACCGACAUCUGAUUAUUUGGUCUGAUCUGAUCGCACUGACCGCACUGCAUCGUUCUUUAAACUCUCACAGGGAAAACCAGCCACAUUAUUUCCAUUGCUUGGUGUCUCACACCAUCGGAUCCUGAACCUGUGAAUCGCUCCGUAAGAAUUACCGGAGAUGCACAUAUCUUAACAGGUGUUCUCUGGUCACUUGAUGGAUUCUUAUUAUCAACAGUCUUAAGUUCUCUGCUCAGGGUUUGAUGAUGUUUGAAGAUGUUAACGUGUGCGUGGGCGCGUGUGUAGAGAUGUUAUUGCGAGAUGGUGAAACUGAUUCUGAAGAUGAUCACAACUAGAAUGGUAUGCGGUUUCUUUUCUAAAUAUUUUUAAAGCAAUUUGUUUUGCGAAGCUAUUUUUCUUGUAUUCCUGCUUUCUGACUUCUAAGGGUUGGUGAACCAAAGACCGACAGUUAAUUACAGCCACUGUAAAAACAGAGUACCAUUUUCCUCUUCAUUUGGUCCUUUAGAAAUGCUGUAUAAAUGAUUUGUCUUAAUUAUUAAUUGACCGGCUUCUCGUUAACAUCUUUUCUUUGCGUCCCAGAGAGCGGCCGGACAGUUUGGUUUGAGGUGGUUUCCUCUCUCAUCUCCACUAAAUGCACACCCAGUACGUUUACUGUAUGCCAGCGGGACGUUUAACUCCUACAUAAUGAUCGUAACGUUAAAAAAGAAGAAACAAAUAUUUGUGUAACUUGUAAGUAAAGAGUGGGAACACGGGCACCAAAUGAACAUCCACCCGGAGUGACUCAGCUGUACAAUGCUAAAGCUACGUAGCAUCUCCUCACCCUUCGCCUUCCUGCUACCGCUUUAAUAUCAGCUUCAUGUCAAUAGGGUGUUAAGGCUGUAAACCUCAUACUAACACUUCAUCUCACAUGUUUGUUUGACUAACACUUUAGCAUCAAUGAGAGAGUCCCAGAGUCCAUGCUAACGCUUUAUCUUACGCUACUGAGCCAUAAUAAGCUAAUAAGUUAUUAUUACCCUUAAGUUAAUCAGCACUUUAGCGCAUCGAAGGGCAACACCAAGCGAACGCUUAGUGUGUUGAGUUGAAUCACUGAAUCACAGGAAACGUUUCAGAAAAAUGAUUUAGAUUAAACCUUCAGGAACAAGAAAAACUGGUUUAUGGAACGAGUCUUUCUUCGCUUUGUAGCCCUCAUUGCUGUGAUGUAAAAUCCCAUUUAUAUUGCAUUAUACUUGGGUUAAAGCUAAAUGAAAGCUCCAUUGCAUCCAUGUUCCCAUCAUCCUUUGUUAUUUUACAUCCAAAAAUAAGAAACAAAAUCUGCUCCGCAGUGUGACGUUUUGGAGUUUCUGUGGCUUGUUGAGAUGAUUUGCCUGGCAGAUGAUUUUGGCUCAUAGCUGAAGGUCUUGAAGCUAAAACAGGUUCAAUAAAUUGUAGCAUCGGAAGCAACAAUGAGCCGAUUGUUCGGCUCACGACGUGUAGUUUGUCUCAGCCGCGUGUCGUUCGGUCAUAAUGACAUUCUCAAUAAAGCCACCUCUCACCUGGUUUCAACCACCAUGACGGUGACCUCCUAGAAGCAAGGAUCAGCCACACCUACAGAGGCGAGGGUCAGGUGGAGCAGUGACGUAGUCGAGGUCCACAGGAUAGUCUGGCAUGUUUCUGGUCGGUCGCAAAAUACAGCCGAGGUCAGAAGUCCUACGAUCUGAAGUGGUGUCUCUUGAACGCGCAGCAACGACAUUCUCCUGUUUGAUUUGUUUCCGGCGGGACGUGAAAGCAGCCUUUGCAUCGUGCAGACGUCAGAACUGCUUUGAUUCAAAGCGCUGCGGGAAUCAGUCGCUGGGACAGAUUUUGAGCCGUGGAGACUUUGAUCUCCAGUGCCUUGGGAAAAAAAACAAGCAAAAACAAUUUGGCAUUGAGGAAAAAAAAUAAAAAUAAAAGUCAGUUAAAAUUGGCAGGUGGUGUUUACAGGUUGCGGCUGACGUUCGUUAAAAAUCAUAUCCUGAACAUAAUCACUGUUUCAUUCAUUUCGCAUUUCAUUUCACUCUAAUCGUGAAGAGAAGUCUUAUAGUUUGUUUUAUUUUUUUAAUGUAUUAAGUGGUUGUUACCAUCAUUUACUGCUCGGACGAGAAUAGAACUUCUGAUCAAAAGGCCUUUUCAGCUGUUUAUAUGCUUAUCUAUACUUUCAAAUUAGCAAAUCCUAUAAUGCUGUUUUUCUAAAUGCAAAUUCAUUAUUUUAAAGGAUUAAUAUAUUGUGAAUAGGUUUGCUGGGUUUCUGUUUGAAACCUUUCAUCUGUCAUUUUAGUGGAUAUGUGUGUCUGACUUACAUCUUUAACACCUGCGCAACGUUAUCUUUGGAUAUCAUUUCAUACAUAUAUAUCAGACUCAAUGCAUCUGUCUUCAUUGAUUUAUCUUUUUGUUGUUUGUUUUGGCAGCGUGACCUUUUUAUCGAGGAGAUUUCUGAAAAAUAGACUGGAUUGUUUUUACAAAAUAGCUUAAAACUAUUGAUGUGAGAGCGGAGUCAUGUACUGUAGCUGGAAAUUGUAAAUUCAGAGCACCCCUUUAAAAUUCAAUAAAUUGAUUUGAUAGACUGUUUUGAA